This is a messenger RNA of Drosophila grimshawi, 3245 nucleotides long. Its product is annotated as late secretory pathway protein AVL9 homolog. The record is from RefSeq and is a predicted model, not a curated record. The coding region runs from base 255 to 2507 and encodes 750 amino acids. Gene Ontology annotation, cellular component: cytoplasm. NCBI's taxonomy places the organism in Eukaryota, Metazoa, Arthropoda, Insecta, Diptera, Drosophilidae. The transcript is spliced from 5 exons.
GCUUCACAUUUAUCGGCCAGCCACCACCGCAUUUUGUCGAUAGUUCUAUAGCUCGAUUUGUUAAUUUUGAAGAACCACAAAUUAAGAUAUCUUUAUACAAACAUACUCACAAAUACAAAUGUAUUGACGCAGCGAGGACGCGCCUCCGUUUCCCCGCCCCUCCCCCACUUAUCUGCGUUUUUGUUCCUGUCUAACUAACGACGCAUUCAGUUUCUGCGAAUUGUGCACAGCUCGCAUAGCAUUUGAACGAAAACAUGGCCAGCGAGCCAGAGAACAAGCCGCCCAUAUUGCACAUUCUGGUCGUUGGUUUCCAUCACAAACUGGGCUGUCAGGUGGAGUUCUCGCACCCGCCGCUAAUCGCCGGCUCAACUGGUCGCAACGAGUGCCCAUCUGGAUGGAAGUAUUUACCAACGCUGGCUCUGCCCGACGGCUCGCAUAAUUUUAUAGAGGAUACGGUGUUCUUUAAUCUGCCCAGUCUGUUUGAACCGGCGGAAAGUAUUUAUGGCGUCUCGUGCUAUCGUCAAAUCCCCGUGGAGAAGCUCAAAAUACGGACUGCAGACGUGACCCGCAGCACCGUACAAAAGUCCGUAUGCAUAUUAGCACGCCUGCCCAUCUAUGGGUAUAUUGAGGUGAAACUGUCGCUCAUUGCCGACGCAUUCUUCGACCAGGGUGACUUCAGCUGCACAGAGCUGCUGGUAAAGGCAUAUCAGCAGCUAAAUUCGUGUUUGCUUGAUGAAGAGACGCGUCGGCCGCUGCGCCAUUUUCAUGUGGGUCUCUCGCUGCGCGAGAUUGUGCUCCAGUGGCGCCACAAGACGCUGAUACUGUUUAAGCUGCUGCUCCUCCAACGGCGCGUUGUCUGCUUUGGCUCUCCGGUGCGCGGCAUGUGCGUCUUAAUAUUGGGCAUGGCAUCGCUGGUGCCGCGUUUGCUGGAAAAGGGCUUUCAGGAAGUGGCCUGUGUGCGCACCUCCCGUCCACUCUCGCCAAUGCCUGACUUUACGGACUCGUUGCAGCGCGAGGCGGAGGUGGAUAUUGAGACGGAAACUGAAGCAGAAACUGAUGCUGUGGUUGAGAUUGAGCCUGACGCGCUACCAGAAGCGGAAGACUUGACGCUAGUUUCCUCGGCCGCCUCCGCGGGUUCACAGUGCUGCAACAGCAGCGGCAACACCUCACCGCGCACAACUCCAAACUCACAGUCGCAGGACUCAAGCUGCCCAACCACAACGCCUACGCACCAUGGUCUGCAUCGCGUCGACUCAACGGAAAGCGGUACCAGCGCUGGGGGCGGCAAGCGAAACGGACGCAGCAGCUCAUUGACUCGCGAGGCGAGCGUUGAUACAUUGGCCUCUAAUCUUGCCGCACUCUGCGCAAUUAAUCCGGACGAAUACCGAGCACCUGUCAGCAUCUUUGCCAGCGGCAAUUUGUGCCUGCCGUAUUUGUCGCUGCCGUACAUGGAUCUGCUCAGCGAUCCGAUGGUGCUGUCCUACAUCAUUGGCACCUCCAAUGUGCUUUUCCAGCAGAAGCGUCAGCUGGCUGACGUGCUCGUUGAUAUUGAGUCGGCCAAUUUGGAUGCUCAUGAUCCGGAAUUGCGGCGCCAGCUUGUGCUCAGCACCGAAGAUUUACGCUACAUGGACUACAUACUGAAGCACGUACAAACGCCCAAAGAGGAUGCUGAGGGAAGUGAAUACUGGAUUCGCGAACAGUUCCAAGGUUACAUAUUGGCUCUCCUACGUACUGCGAUAGCGCCGGAUGUUAAGGACAAUGAUCACUUCAAUCCGAACUUUAUGAACGCCUUUAAGCGCACACAGUGCUACCAGGAGUGGUUUGAUGUGCGACCUGAACCCGAAUUUUUUGAUGCACUACCCGUUGGCCAUCCGUUUGCGGGCACUCUGUCCGUGGCAGACAUGAAGCUGAAACUGGCGCAGACCAUGCAGAACAGCGAGAGCGGACGAAAGAUCAAUCAAGCAGUCAAUAACACUAGCCGAGCCGUUGGCGGUGCCAUCUCACAGGCCAAGGGGGCCCUCUCCAGUUGGUGGUCCUCUAUGAUGACAGCGCCUGCUAAUAGCACAGGCAACGGUGCCUCCGUCUCUGGUGCUGGCAGUGACAGCAGCCAAAGUCACAUUGACGAGGGCAUCGACGGUGCGGCGGCAUCACAAGAGCCGCCGGAGAUCUCAGUUACAUUCCAAAACCACAAGGACGAGGCGGAGCUAGAUGUGACCGGCGUUAGCAUACACAUGGCCAGCCGAAUCUGCAAUGAUAAUCAGGAGGAAGCACUUGAAUCGAGCAGCAGCUCACCGCAGCAGCAGCAACAGCAGCCGCAGGGCAUCGUUGAGAUUGGCAGAGAAGCCGAGCUGCUGGACAAAAUCACUCCCGAGGAUCACGCAAUGGCAGCAACAACAAACCAAACGCAAUCUCAGCCAUUACGUGCCGGCUGUGGCGGUGAUCUCGCUCUCUCCACUGGUACUGCGUCCGCUGUGGAGUGCAACAAUGGUGAUGUUUUUAUAGUUUGAGCGGCAAUCGCACAAGAGCAACAAAAGCAGCAAAAGCAGCAGCAGCAGCAGAUACACCAACAACCACCAUCAGCACUAUUACACACCAUACACACACACUACUGUAUAAAUUUACCUAAGCUAUACUAUACACACAUACUUAUUUAUUACAGCAAAAUGUUGUUUCAGUGCAUUUGUUUUGCAUUGCUUUCUUCUGUUUCACAUUACUCAAAAUUGGCCAAAAAUUAUAUUAUAUUAUGUAUGUGUAAUCGUAUGUAUGUAAGCCCAAGCCCAAACCCAACUCCCGCCCCUCCCACGAAGCGAACGUUCUCCUAUAUAUAUAUAUAUAUGUAACAGUACAAUGUAAAGCUAAAGCUUAACCUAAACUUAAACCGUACCAAGUGCAAUUUAAAACAAUAUAAUCAAAUGUUUGAUCCGCGUGGCAAUAAUUAAGCGAGAAUCCAAAGCUAGCAAUUGUAGCUCCAUCUCACUCACUUCUAUCUAUCUUUCUCCCCCUCUCGCUCUAUAUCAUGUUGAUAUUUUAUAGAGUAUUUCAUAGUCGACAAUGCAAGCCAGCCGACCGUUCAGUCCAUUCAGUUUCUGUACGUGUGUGUACAUUCACAACGAGGGCUGUUCACAAACUCCACUUGAAAUCACUCCAUGCAAGAAUUUAGACACUCAUCCAAUAAUACUUAUAACCGAAAUGUAAUUAAUUCAUUAAACGUCUCCUCAUGCAAAUUAAACAGUUAAUGAAUUGAA